AUGAGCAUUUGCUGCCGAUACGUUUUAGAAUCAGGGAUAAGAGAACGAUUUCUUGGUUUUGUACAAUUGACUAAGCUGGACGCAUUAGCUCUGGCAAACAAAAUACAACAUUUUUUAAACCACAUCGGGCUUAAUAUUCAGCUCUGUGUCAGCCAGUCUUACGACGGAGCAUCCGUUAUGUCUGGAAAAUUUUCCGGUGUACAGGCAUUAGUGAGGGAAAUCACGGGAAACCCCUGCCCAUAUGUGCACUGUCAUGCCCACAGGCUCAACUUAGUUCUUGUCGAUGUAAGUAAACGUGUACAGUCCGUUGGUGAUACUAUCGGCCUGUUAGAAGCAAUAUAUGCUUUCCAGUCUGCCUCAACUUUACGCAAUGAGUUGUUCUCAUUUGAAGUAAAAACUAAAAGUGGGACCAAGAAGUUAAAAGUUUCCCAGCAUAGCGACACAAGAUGGGUCUCAAAGUACAAAGGAGUUAACUUUUUCAAAACCCAGUUUAGCUCAAUUGUAGUGGCACUGCAAGAAUGUGCUCAAAAUAAAGCUAAGCCAAGAGAAGCUGCAGAAGCUAAAGGCCUCCUCACCCAAUUUCGUUCUUUUGAUGUAAUUUAUUUUCUUGUUUGCUUAGACGAAAUUUUAUGCUACCUAAACAUACUUUCCAAGCAACUACAGUCAUCAAACAUUAACACUGGGAAAAGCUUAAGACUUAUUAAAGCAACAAUAGAAAGUCUAUGUAAGAUGCGAGCAGAUGACAAGUUUGAAGAGUUAUACAAAAAAGCUCAAGACAUUUUUCAAGUUCAAGGAAGUGUGAGUGACUUUAGUGUGGAAAACAGACCUAUAAGAAAGCAGACGCCAUCCAGCAGUCUAUCUGACUUUUUAGUUUUUGAAACUACCGGAAAAGGGAAAUCAACGUGCAAUGAUGAAAGUGUUUCUAAAAAAACUCAAUUUAAAGCAGAACUCUUUAGCAUAGUUGAUAAUAUUUCAGAAGAAAUGGAAAAGAGAUUCUCAGAAAAUUCAAGUCUUCUAGCUUGCAUAUCAUCAUGUAACCCAACUCACAAAAUUUUCUGGAUCCAAAAGAAUUGUGUUCCUUUGCUAAAUUUUGGGGAAAAGAUGAAGAGUUUUGUAUUCAACUAA
This is a messenger RNA of Diabrotica virgifera virgifera (western corn rootworm), 1125 nucleotides long. RefSeq lists its product as uncharacterized. The transcript has a single exon. The coding region runs from base 1 to 1125 and encodes 374 amino acids. NCBI's taxonomy places the organism in Eukaryota, Metazoa, Arthropoda, Insecta, Coleoptera, Chrysomelidae. The record is from RefSeq and is a predicted model, not a curated record.